AUUCCUCCAUUUAAUUGCUUCAACUCUUAAUCUAUUCCAGAUGGUGAGCACCAGCGCAAUUUUAAGUGCAAUUUUACUAUUAUCAGUGCACAUACUUCACUUGAAAAUGGCUCUUGCGGAGACCUUCAUUGUCGGAGAUGACCAAGGCUGGGACUUUGAAAUGCAGAAUUGGCCUCAGGGGAAAAGAUUCAACGCUGGUGAUACACUUGUGUUCAUUUAUGAUCGGAAUCAGCACAAUGUAGUGGCUGUGAAUAGAAAUGGCUAUGUGUCUUGUCAAGUUUCGCCGCCAAACGCCCGAGUAUAUACAUCGGGGCAUGAUGAGAUAAAGCUUGAAGCGGGAUUAAACUACUUCAUUAGCAGCAUCCCAGGAGACUGUCAAGAAGGAAUGAAGAUAGUUGUUCUUGGAAGAUAUAUAGAAUCAUAUUGAGAUCGAUCAGCUUGUUUCAGGAGAAUAAGGUUUCCGUUUACUACAAAAAGCUAAAAAAUUAAUCAUAUACGCUUACUUUUGUAAGUUA
Messenger RNA from Mangifera indica (mango), 515 nucleotides. RefSeq names its product basic blue protein-like. The record is from RefSeq and is a predicted model, not a curated record. Bases 41 to 427 code for a protein of 128 amino acids. Gene Ontology annotation, cellular component: plasma membrane. NCBI's taxonomy places the organism in Eukaryota, Viridiplantae, Streptophyta, Magnoliopsida, Sapindales, Anacardiaceae. The transcript has 2 exons. Gene Ontology annotation, molecular function: electron transfer activity.